Kuraishia capsulata CBS 1993 is the source of this 1914-nucleotide messenger RNA. RefSeq lists its product as uncharacterized. Gene Ontology annotation, cellular component: Golgi apparatus. Bases 1 to 1914 code for a protein of 637 amino acids. NCBI's taxonomy places the organism in Eukaryota, Fungi, Ascomycota, Pichiomycetes, Pichiales, Pichiaceae. The record is from RefSeq and is a predicted model, not a curated record. Gene Ontology annotation, biological process: mannan biosynthetic process. The transcript has a single exon. Gene Ontology annotation, molecular function: alpha-1,2-mannosyltransferase activity.
AUGCUCUCCGCUUCCUUGUUGCGAUACAGGCUGAGGAAGUUGUGGAGAUUUCGUCGGCGGUCGGUGGUGUUGGUGGCCGCGGCGUUUGUUCUGGUAAGUGUGUUAGCGACGUGUUUACCACACUCCAAAAGCCGUUCGAAACCAAGCUUCUAUGAUCUCCAUAGACAAGAUCUGGCAUCCAAGCGGUCUUUAGGGACUCCCAACUAUGCACAUGCGCAAGAUGGUGUCAGGAUGUCGCUGAAAGCAGACUCAAAAGCCAGAAUCCCUGAGUCCAGAGCAUCCCGCAAGUCCGCCGAAGAGCUCCAGCGCAUCCUCAAGCUUCAGAAUUUCUACAAUAAGGUGCUAGACACUAUUUAUCAUAACAAGCCGACACUUGGUCUCGAGCCAAUAGCAUUCAAGGAAACCUCUGAGCAGCACAUCCCUCGCAAGUUUGGUCGCUCAAAAGACGUUGCACUUAACGUUGCCCUCCACGAUAAGGAUCCGGCGCUGCCCACUUUGUCCGAGUAUGUUCUAGACGAGGUUCUCCAACUUCCUGGAGCUUUUGUGAAUCCAUUGGCCCAGUCCCAUGCGAAUGUAGUGGGUCAGUUGCCCGAGUCCUUGCCUAUGGAGUCAUAUUCCGGCAACGGCGUGGUUUUCAUCGGCGGGGCCAAGUUCUCGUGGCUUUCAUUGCUCAGUCUGGAGAACAUGAGGAUGACGGGGUCUCAGGUGCCUGUGGAGAUCAUGAUUCCCACCGAACGCGAAUACGAGCCUCAGUUGUGCGAGCAGAUCCUGCCAAAAAUGAACGCACGCUGUGUAAUGCUCACGGAUAUUAUUCCUGAGUUCACUAGUUCCAAACUCAGUGGCUAUCAGUACAAGUCACUUGCAAUAUUGGCAUCUAGUUUCGAAAAUGUGCUACUUCUAGACUCGGACAAUACCGUGGUUUCUAACCCGGACGUGCUGUUUGAUUCUGAGCCUUUCCUUUCUAAGGGACUCGUCACUUGGCCUGAUUUUUGGAAGCGUGUUACGCAUCCAAUGUACUAUAGACUAGCUGGAAUCAAGCUUGGAAAGCGUGUUCGCAAUGUGCUUGAUGAUGUGACGAAUCCCAGCGAGUAUGUAGAUGAAAGUGCGGACUUGACCAAAGAUGUCCCCUUGCAUGACAGAGAGGGUUCGAUUCCUGACAUAUCCACAGAAAGCGGUCAAAUGAUCAUCAACAAACGCACCCACGGAAAGGCUAUUCUUUUGUCACUUUACUACAAUGUGUAUGGUCCUUUACACUACUAUCCGCUUUUUUCACAGGGAGCCAAUGGAGAGGGUGACAAGGAGACGUUUGUGGCCGCUGCCAAUUUUUUCAAACUGCCCUAUUACCAGGUCAAGAAAGGAGUUGAUGUGGUUGGUUUCUGGAAGGAUGAUCCGCAUGAAUAUACGGGAGUCGGGAUGAUUCAGUACAAUCCGAUUGUGGAUUUUGAGAAUGUGCGAAACUUCACCAAAUUGGAGGAGUUACAUGCUAAAAAACUGGGUGAACUGGCAAAAACAAGACUUGGGAGGCUGAAAAUGUGGGCAUUUGGAUUGGACAAGUACAAUCCCACCAAAUUUGAAAAUUUCUUCACCAAGGGGAACUCACAGUCGAUGUUUAUCCAUUCAAACUACCCAAAGUUGGACCCUGUGGCGCUCCGUCGCGAAAACAAGUUAUUUCUGGAUCAGGAUCCAUCCAAAAAGCGGAUCCGCACAUAUGCGGACCAGACAGGAUUGGAUUUUGACUAUGAACUACGACAAUGGACAAUAAUCAAGAAGUUCUGGUGUGAUGUGAAGCUCGAGCUGAAUUAUUUGAGCGAAGGCGGCGUGAAGAGUGAGCAAUAUUGUGAUUUCAUCAUGGAGGAGCUGAACUUUUUGGAGUCCACCACAGCCAAGAUCAAGUUGCAGCCACGCGAUAAGUGA